Messenger RNA from Cylicocyclus nassatus, 1117 nucleotides. NCBI's taxonomy places the organism in Eukaryota, Metazoa, Nematoda, Chromadorea, Rhabditida, Strongylidae. The record is from the annotation of a GenBank genome assembly.
AUCGUUGUUUCUUUAGUUAUGACAGAAUCAACAGAAGAUUUGAAAGCCGACGGUAAUCGCUUCUUUCAACAAGGACGAUAUCAAGAAGCUAUCGAUGCAUAUAGUAAAGCCAUCAUUCGAAAUCCACACGUUUCCACUUAUUUCACCAAUCGGGCGCUUUGCCAUAUGAAUUUGAAAGCCUGGGCUAAAGCUGCGGAAGAUUGCUCGAAGGCUGCUUUUUUGGACAGAAACAAUGUCAAAGCGUACUAUUUCGGCGGACGAGCAGCUAUUCAACUGGGAAACUACAACGAAGCCAUACGACUAAUCACGAAAGCAAAGGAGUUGGCUAGCACACAGAAGAUGAAUUUUGGAGAUGAAAUUCAUGCGCAAAUGCGGCUAGCACGACGAGAAAAGUUUCGAAUGAAGAGGAAAAGCGGGUCAAAGAGGAAGGCGAGCUGCAGGCUUACUUGCGAAGAGGAUGUUGCCAGAAGGAUAGCUGAAGUGCUCUCUCCCGAGUCCUCAGAAGAAGGAGGUGAAGUCAGUGAGGAGAAAACUGAGAAAGUGGAGCAAAUUACUUCAGAAGGCGAGCAGCACAAAACUCAGUUGGAUUCCCUUUUUGCGCAGAUUGACGAACGUCGGCGAAAGCGCGAAAUCCCUGAUUUUCUUUGUGGGAAGAUCUCAUGUGCGUUGUUGCAAGAUCCAGUUAUUACGCCAUCGGGUAUCACUUAUGAUCGAGCUGACAUAAAACAACAUUUGCAUCGAGUUGGCCAUUUUGAUCCUGUCACGCGUGCUCCUCUAACAGAAGCUGAUCUCAUCCCAAAUCUUGCCAUGAAAGAAGUUUUAGAGCAUUUUCUCAUCGAAAAUCCGUGGGCCAAAUACGAGGAUUUGUUGAGCUAGAUUACGUUUGCUGGUUCUGCUUUUUUUACUAAUGCAGAGAAAUAGGGUUACUGAUAGCCUUGUUACUGAAAAAGAAUCAAGCUCGACUGCAAACAGUCUGGAGUUUUACUAGUGAUGUUGUGAUUUAAUGUCUUCCUUAUACUUGUACAAAUGUAACUAUAUCUCUACUAACUUUCAUAAAUGAUAUUCGAUAUUGAUAUAAUUCAAAUGCAUGCAUUGUUUCAUUAAUGAAGUUUUGACG